AUGAGGUUUACUGAUUUAUUACUUGUUGCUACGGUUGCUAAUUCAUUAGCAAUCAACAACCAUCAUAAUGAUGAUGAUAAAAAUUCAAAAUUAUUUCAUCAUAAGUCUUUUACUUUAAAAUUACCAUUUAUUAAAUCCAAAGCCAAUGGUGAACAAGAACAAUGGUCAGUUGAACAACAAAAUGCUGAAAUUUCAAUGAAUCAAAAGUUCAAUUCUAAAUUUGGUUUUGAAGAUAGUGAUGAUGAAGAUCCUUUGGAAACUGUUACUGUUGUUGCAACUCCAGUUGAAGAAGAUCCAACUUUUAAUGCUGAAUUUAAACCAAUGAAAGGUGGAUUUGGUGAAAUGUUUUGGCAAUUAUUGUCAAUUGGUAAAGAAUUAACUAUGGAAAAGAUUAAAAUUUUAAAGGAUAUUUUACUUAUGUUGGAUAAAAUUAAACAAAUAAAAGAAGGUGGAGCUGAAUCUGCUGUUGUUAAAAGUAAUGAACAUGGUCAAGUCGCAAUUGAUGCUAAAAAUCAAUUAAAAGAUAAUGCUGUCGUUCAAAACAUUCCAAGAUCACGUCAUCAAUUUAAAAGAGAAGAUAUUACUCCUGAAGAAUCUGCCCCAAAAGCUACUCCAGAAGAGCAAGAUUUGAAUAAUUUAAUUGGUUUAGAUAAAUUGAAAGGUAUGUUUAAAAAAGGUGAUAAGGAUAAAGGUAAGGGUAAAGGUAAAGAUAAGAGCACUAAAGAUGAUGAGGAUGAUGAUUGUGACGAUGAAGAAGAUUACAAGAAAGGUUCUAAAAAAACUUGGAAUAAAAAUUAUAACCCAAACUAUGAUCCAAAUUAUAAUCCAAACUAUAAUCCAAACUAUAAUCCAAACUAUAAUCCAAAUUAUAAUCCAAACUAUAACCCAAAUUAUGAUCCAAAUUAUAAUCCAAAUUAUAAUCCUAAUUAUAAGUAUGAUAAAAAUUAUAAACCUUAUCCGCCAAACUAUAAACCAAAUCCAAAUUGGAAUAAAGAAAAAAUUUAUUAUCCAGGUAAAGAAUAUUAUCCAGGUUAUGAUAAAAAUUAUUACCCAGGUAAAAACUAUGAUCCAAAAUUCAAUUAUGGUAAAGAUUAUGAUGGUAAAUAUGAUGGUAAAUAUGAUGACAAAUAUGAUUAUGAUGAUGAAGAUUGUUAUGAUGAACAAGAUGGGGACUUUAAAGAUGGAAAAAAUUCAAGUUAUGAUAAAAAAUAUCGUGAUUCCAAAAAUUUAACUAAAAGAGGUGAAUUAAAAUUUGAUCAAGAUAGAAGACCUUCAAGUCACGGUGGUUCAAAACAUGGUAAAGUUCAUCAUGAUUUCAAGGAUCAUCAUGGAAAACAUCAUCAUGAAGAUGGUAAAGAUUAUCAUAAAGACCACCAUGAACAUCACAAAAGUAAAGAAACAUCAAUUGAAGAAGAAACUUCAACUUCAUUAGAAACUCCAACCAAAACAAAAACUCCAAUUGAAUCAAAAACUUCAAGUAGUAAAGAAAUUCCAACUGAGACUGAGACUGAGACUGAGACUCCAAUUGAAUCAAAAACCUCAACUAAAAAGGAAAAGCCAAUAAAGACUGAAACUCCAGUUGAAUCAAAAACCUCAAGUAAAUCAAUAGCUCCAACUGAAACUGAAGAACCAGUUGAAGAAGAAACCACAAGUUCAAUUGAAAAAAAGACUUCAACUAAAAAACAAAUUCCAACUGAAACUGAAACUCCAAUCGAAUCAAAAACUUCAAGUAAAGAAGUAUCUUCAAUUGAAACAAAAGUUCCAGUUGAAACUGAACUUCCAAUUGAAGAUUGUGAUGAUGAAGAAUAUCAUAAAGGUCAUCACGAUGGUAAAGGUCAUCAUGAUGGUAAAGGUCAUCAUGAUGGUAAAGGUCAUCACGAUGGUAAAGGUCAUCACGAUGGUAAAGGUCAUCACGAUGGUAAAGGUCAUCACGAUGGUAAAGGUCAUCACGAUGGUAAAGGUCAUCACGAUGGUAAAGGUCAUCACGAUGGUAAAGGUCAUCAUGAUUUUAAAGAACGUCCACACCACGAUGGAGAAAAAUCUCAUGGUCAUCAUGAACAUCAUCAUGAUGAUGAAGAUUGUGAAGAAUGGGAACUUGACCUCAAACAUGAUCACAAAUUUGGUAAAGAUCAUCAUGGUAAACACCUUAAUGUUUCAAAACGUGAACAAGUGCAUUUAGUAAUGAGAGAUUUAACUAAAUUGAAAAACUUAAUGGGUGGUAAAAAAGGUGCUAAAGGUGGUGAAGUUGCAAAACCUGCAAACGGAGUUAAACCAACUGAAGAAGCUAAACCAACUGAAAAACCUAAACCAGCUCCUCAACCUACUGAAAAACCUAAAACAGCUCCAGCUCCUAAACCAACUGUAAAGCCUAAACCAGCUCCAAAACCACCAGUUGAAGAACCGGAAGAAGAUUGUCCAGAAGAGGAACCAGAAGUAGCUCCAGAACCAGAAGAAGACUGUCCAGAGGAAGAACCCGAACCAGCUCCAAAACCUGCUCCAAAACCUACUCAAAAACCUGCUCCAAAACCAACUCAAAAACCGGCACCAAAACCAACUGUUGCUCCAAAACCUGUACCAACAAAAGCUGCUCCAACUGAAGCCCCUGUUGAAACUGAAGCACCAAAAAAUGGUAAAACCUCAGGAAUGAAGGGUAAAUUAAAAGGAUUAUUCUCCAAAGGUAAAUUAGGUGGUGGUAAAAUGGGAAGCUUGAAAUCAAAAUUUUCCAAAAACAAAAAUACCGAAGCUCCUGCUAAAAAUGGUGCUGAAGCUACCGCUGAACCAACUGCUGAAGUCGCUCCAGUAGAAACUGCUACUACUGUCACUAAAAUUAUUGUUAAAAUCGAAGAUUGUGAAGAAACAGAAGCUCCUGUCGAAACAACUGAUUGUCCAGAAGAAACUCAACCUGCUGAACAAGGUAAAAAUGGUAAAAAAAAGGGCAAAAGAGAUUUAGAAACUGAUGUUGCUCUUGAUAGUCAAUAUUUUGGCAAAGGAGGCAAUGGCAAAGGUAAUGGAAAAGGUAAAGGUAAAGAUGAUGAAGAUGAAGAUGAUUGGGAUGAUGAAGACGAAGAAGAUACCGGCAAAGGUAAAGGUGGUGACAAAGGCGGUAAAAAAGAAAUGUUGAAAAAAAAAUUAGGUGGUGUUAAGAAACUUUUGGGUAAAUUCAAAAAAGGCAAAGGUGGUAACGGUGGUAAAGGUGGUAAAGGUGGUAAAGGAAAAUCCAUCAAAGAAGAAGAAUAUGAAGAAGAUGACGAAGAUGAUUGUGAAGAAGAAGAAGAAGAAUGGGAUGGUAAAUACUCGAAUGGAAAAGAGGCAAAACCAGAAAAGGAUUUGAAUAAUGGUAAAAAAUCAAAUGGUGCUAAAGAAAAAAAAACUACCACCACUUCAAAAGGUUUAACAUUUAGCAAAGAUAAAACAAGCAAGACUUAUAGUAAAGGGAAGAGAGAUGCCGUCGAAGCGAGGACUAGCAACGUAGACGGAUUUGUCAGCAAUGACAGAGAUGAUGGUUACUACGAUCAAAUUUUUUUUGCCCAAGCUUUACCCAAAAAUGAAUCUGCUGAAGAAUUAUUAUUAAGAGUAUUUUUGAAAUUGAAAAAAUCUGGUUCAAUUAAUGAUAUUAUUGAAUUAUCCUUGAAUGAUGAAGUUGUUAGAAAAACAUUUAUUAAUAAUGCUAUUGAUUUGUUGAAUUCGAAAACAAUUUCUUGGAAUGAUGUUUUUUUAGCUAUUGAUGAACAUGGUCUUAAUCUUGAUGUUGGUGAUUUAUCUUUGAAUGAUGCUUCAAUUAGUAACGGGGUAGCAACCUUUGUUUUAGAAGUUAUUCCAAGUUUACUUAGAAAUAAAGCAUUAACAUCUGAACAAGUUAUUGAUAAAUUGCAAUACGAUGGUAUAUAUUUCAUUCCUGAACCUCCAAUUCAUAAAGGCGGUAAACCACCAAAAAUACUUCCUGCUCCACAUCCUAAAAUUCAACCUUUGACUCCUACAAAUGCAUUGAAACAAGGUCUUCAUGAAACUAAUCGUUUUGAAAGUCAAAAAUCUCGUCACGAAGAACAUCAUUAUGUGAAAUAUCACAAUAGGACUUUAAAUCAUGAAAUUGAACAACAUGAAUCAGCUAAUAAAGAUAUCGAAAAGGAAAGUCACAAAGCUCAUCAUGAUGGUGAAUCUGAAGAUGAUAACCGUGAAAAUCAAUAUUAUGAUGCCGAAAGGGAUCGUCAUGAACAUUUGAAAACAAAUGAUGAAGUUCAUGAAAAAGAUAAACACGAGUUUAAAAAAGAACAUCAUCAAGAAGAUCAUCACCAAGAGGUUAAUGGCCAAGGUGAUACUCAAGAGGAACAUCAUGAAAGCAAUCAUAGAGAAUUGAAGAAAGAUAAAUAUGAUCAAGACUUUCAUUUGAAAAAUAAAUCCAAAAAACUUGAUAAAAGACAUGAAUUGAAUAAAUUUGAAAAAGAAACUCAUAGGAAUGAAAAAGAUACUCAUGAAAAAGAACAUCAUGAAUUAGCAGCUGAUAAUGAUGAACAUCAUGAAUUUGAUUUGGUUGAAAAAGAUCAUAAUAUCAAUGAAAAAGAUAGUUAUGAGAAGAAUGUUCUUGAAAAGGAUAAUGCUUAUAAGAAGGAACAUAAUCAACAAAAGAUUCAUGAAAAAAGUAAAGAUUUCCAUGAAAAAGAUUUACACCAAAAGGAUAAGACUCCAGAUAGUAAAGAUGAAAAAGAUUUUCAUGAAUUGGAUGAUGUUGAGAUUGAAAAGGAUUUGAAUUUGGAUUAUUUCCAUGAAAUUGAACAUAGAAGAAAAAGACAUGAAAUUAAACAUUAUGAAGAAGAUUUACAUAAAAAUAAUACUGAACAUCAUGAAAAAUAUGUUCAUGAAGAGUAUAAAGAUUCUGAAAAUCAUCAUGGGAAAGAUAUUUAUAAAGAAGAUGAUCAUCAAUUUGAUAAAGAAAAGCAUAUAAUUGAUCAUCAUGAAAAAGAAUUGAAUGAUAUUGAGUUUGAAAAAGAUUUUCAUGAAUUAGAUGAAAUAACUAAAGAAAAAGAACUUCAUAAAGAUUAUUUUUAUGAUUUUGAUCAUAAAAAUAAAAGACAUGAAACUGAAAGGUAUAGUGAAGAUUCACAUAAAAAGAAAAUUGAACAUUAUGAACAAGAUUUAAGUGAAGAAUAUAAGGAUGAAUCUAAUCAUCUUGAAAAUCAUCAAGGUAAUGAAAUUGAUUGUGAAUUAAUUGAUGAUGAACAUAAAUUAGAUCAUCAUGAAGAAAAUCAUAAAGAAAAUUUUGAUCAUGUUAAAGAUAAUCAUGAACAUGGUAAAAUUGAUAAAUCUCAAUCACUUGAAAGAAGUCAUAAACAUGAAAUUGAUCAUGGCAAGAAAUUUGAAUCGAAUAUUGCAGAAGAAGAUUCUCAUAAAGAUAUAAAUGAGAAAUAUAAAACUGAUAAUUAUGAAGAUAUAAAGGAUGAAUUUUCACAUGAUAGAAAAGCUCAUCAUAAAGCAGAUGAUCAAUCUUUAAGUCAUGAAAAGCAUAAAACUAAUCAACAUGAACAACUAAAUCAAGAUGAUGAAGGUUGGCAAAAAGGAUCUUAUGAAUAUAAUGUUAAGGAUAAAGUUAAAGAGCAUCAUAAAGAUUAUUAUGAAGAAUUUGAUCAUGAUUUACGUAAUGAUAAAAGAGAUGAAGCCAUUCAAAUUGAUAAAUCUGACAAGAGUAAAGAAUUACAUGAAACAGAUGCUCAUUUAAAAGAAAAAGAAAAAAGUUUUUAUGAAAAAGAUAAAUUAAUUGGUGGUGAACGUCAUUAUAAAGAACAUUAUGAAAAAAAUCAUCAUGAAAAAGAUCGUUAUGAAUCUUCACCAGGUAGAGAACAAUAUGAAAAAGAACAAUAUGAUAAAGAAGAACAUGCUAAAGAAAAUCAUGAAAAAGGACCUCAUGAACAUGAACAAUAUGUAAAAGAUCAAACAAAAGAGGUUGAUAAAAAAGUUUUGGAUGAAAAUUCAAAAGUUAGUCAAGAACAUUUAGCUGUUGGUGAUGCUGCUAAAGUUCCAGCUGAUGUUCAAGUUGGUGUUCCAGCACCAGUGGUUCCACCUGCUGGAGGUCCAUAG
Messenger RNA from Lodderomyces pseudojiufengensis, 6069 nucleotides. RefSeq lists its product as uncharacterized. NCBI's taxonomy places the organism in Eukaryota, Fungi, Ascomycota, Pichiomycetes, Serinales, Debaryomycetaceae. The transcript has a single exon. Bases 1 to 6069 code for a protein of 2022 amino acids. The record is from RefSeq and is a predicted model, not a curated record.